AUGUCCUAUCUUCGAUUUGCCCACAACGCUUGGGCUAUGGAGUCGCGCAACGCACAUUGCUCAGUGACGGUGACGUUCGAGUUAUUAAUCGACAUAAAGGGUUCAGUCCGAUCAUUUGGAUCAUGUCGUGGACACCCAAUUCCAUUUUUCACUGCAAAUCUGUUCCCGAUUUUGUGGGAUUCGUGGAAGAACGGCUGGAACGAGCUCAACAAUGUGCUGCCCCGCGAUGGUUCCCGAGCGGUCAGCGACAGCGAGAAGGAUUGUGGUGCACCGCUGAACCAAGGCCGACGGGAAUCCUCUGCUACUUCUCCUCUUCAUAUGGACUGCUGA
This is a messenger RNA of Striga asiatica, 330 nucleotides long. The record is from the annotation of a GenBank genome assembly. NCBI's taxonomy places the organism in Eukaryota, Viridiplantae, Streptophyta, Magnoliopsida, Lamiales, Orobanchaceae.